ACUGGUCACUACUCGGCUGCCUUCUGCCCAGCUUUCUCCUCGUGCUGCCUCAGCCAGACCAGCUUCUCCAACACUCUGAACCCCAGAGGUUCCCUGGGCACAGGCCAUUUGGACCCAUCUGUGCCCAGAAACAGGAAGCCUCAGGGUGACAGGGGCCUAGGAGGUAGCCCAGGAGUCAACACCUGCUUCAUCUCCAUCAACUUCUCUUCACCUGGAGCACCCAUUGAACUUCAUCAUCAGAAGGUUCUACUGCACUUCAGCAUGGAAUUGGUGUUCUUUGAGGAUGUGGCUGUGUAUCUCACACGGGAGGAGUGGGGACUUCUGGACCCUGCACAGAAGCAACUCUACAAGGAUGUGAUGCUGGAGAAUUAUUGGAUCCUUAUCUCCCUCGGAUUUCCUAUUUCCAAACCUGAGGUCAUUUGCCAGCUGGAGCAAGGGAAAGAAGCAUGGGUCUUGGAUAUACAGGUGCCUAAGGAAAGCAUGCUCUCUAGAAAUACCUACAGAGGUUGGAAGUUCAGAUCUGAGAACAAGAAUUUGACUCUAAGGGCAGAAAUCCUGAAGAAGGUUAAAUUAUGUGAAAACACACCAGAAAGAUUUCAAAGACAUGUAUUCCAAGUACCAGAGUUUGGUGCAAUCUUUGAACAGAAAAGCAGUUUAGCUAGACAGAUGAAAUACUUCAGAGGGGAGAGUCACCUUGAAUACAUUUUACAGCAGAGAGAUUCUGAGCCAGUGGAAGUUUUCCAUAAGAAAACAACCAAAGAAAAGAGAAGCCAAGAAUAUAAUGAAUUUGUUAAAACUUGUGAUUGGAGUUCAAAGUUUAUUACAUAUCAGAGAGUUUCCACAAAAGAAAGAGGAUAUGAAUGCAUUAUUUGUGGCCAAAAUUUUCCCCAGCUUUUAGCUCUUACUGAGCAUCAGCGAAAUCAUCGUGAAGAGAACCAUUAUGAAUGUCAAGAUUGUGGCAGUAUCUUCAAUCGGAAGUCAGAAUUCAUAAGACAUCAAAGAAUCCAUAUAUUGGAGAAACCUUUUGAAUAUAAUGACUGUGGAAAACUUUUUGGUCAUAGUUUACAUCUUACUGAACUUCAGAGCAUUUGUACAGAGGAAGAAGCUUAUAAAUGUAACAAGUGUGAGAAAGCUUUUGGUCUGAACUCAAAGCUUAUUCUAGAUGGAGAAAAACCUUUCUAUGAAUGUAAUGACUGUGGGAAAACUUUCACGUAUUUUUCAGGUUUUAUUAAGCAUCAGAAAAUUCAUGCUGGAGAUGACACCUAUAAGUGCAAUGAAUGUGGAAGAGUCUUAAGCAAUAAGUUACAUCUUAUUGAGCAUAGCAGAAUUCAUACUGAUAAGAAACCUUUUCAAUGUAAUGUAUGUGGGAAAGGCCUAAGGAGCAGGUUAAGCCUCAUUCAGCAUCUGAGAAUUCAUACUGGUGAGAAACCCUUUCAGUGUAAUGAAUGUGGGAGAAUCUUGAAUAGUAAGUUAAGCCUUGUCCAGCAUUGUAGAAUUCAUACUGGUGAAACUUUUAAAUGUGAUGAAUGUGGGAAAGCCUUCACUCAGUUAAUAGGUUUUAUUAACCAUCAAAGAAAUCAUACUGGUGAGAAACCUUAUCAAUGUAAGGAAUGUAAAAAAGCCUUCACUCGAUAUUCAGUCCUAAUUCGACAUCAGAGAGCUCAUACUGGAGAGAAACCAUUUAAAUGUAAUGAGUGUGGAAAGGCUUUCAAUAGACAGUCAGUUCUUAAUGUACAUAAGAGAGUCCAUACUGGAGAAAAGCCAUAUGAAUGUAACGAAUGUGGAAAAACCUUUUGUCGGAGCUCCACACUUAGCCAACACCAGAGAAUUCACACGGGAGAGAAACCCUUUAAAUGUAACGAAUGUGGAAAAUGCUUUGGUCGUAGCUCACAUCUUACUGAACAUCAGAGAAUUCAUACAGGAGAGAAACCCUAUAAAUGUAACAAGUGUGGGAAAGCUUUUGGUCUGAACUCAAAGCUUAUUCGACAUGAGAGGGUUCAUACUGGAGAGAAACCUUAUGAAUGUAAUGACUGUGAGAAAACUUUCACACAGUUGUCAGGUUUUAUUAAGCAUCAGAAAAUUCAUACUGAAGAUGGCACCUAUAAGUGCAAUGAAUGAAGAGUCUUAAGCAGUAAGCUACGUCUUGUUGAGCAUAACAGAAUUCAUACCGGUGAGAAACCUUUUCAAUGUAAUGUAUGUGGGAAAGGCCUAAGGAGCAGGUUAAGCCUCAUUCAGCACCUCAGAAUUCAUACUGGUGAGAAACCUUUUCAGUGUAAUGAAUGUGGGAGAACCUUAAGCAGUAGACUAAGCCUUAUUCAACACUGCAGAAUUCAUACUGGUGAAAAACCUUUUAAGUGUGAUGAGUGUGGGAAAGCCUUCACUCAAUUAAUAGGUUUUAUUAGCCAUCAAAGAAAUCAUAGUGGUGAGAAACCUUAUCAAUGUAAGGAAUGUAAAAAAGCCUUCACUCGACAUUCAGUCCUCAUUCGACAUCAGAGAGCUCAUACUGGAGAGAAGCCAUUUAAAUGCAAUGAGUGUGGAAAGGCUUUCAAUAGACGUUCAGUUCUUAAUGUACAUAAGAGAGUCCAUACUGGAGAAAAGCCAUAUGAAUGUAAUGAAUGUGGAAAAACCUUCUGUCGGAGCUCCACACUUAGCCAGCACCAAAGAAUUCACACUGGAGAGAAACCUUAUCAAUGUAAUAUAUGUGGGAAAACUUUCAGGUGCAGUCCAUAUCUUACUGUACAUCAGAGAGUUCAUACCAAAGAGAAACCAUAUGAAUGUAAUGAGUGUGGGAAAGCCUUCAGUUUGAGCUCUAGGCUCCUCCGACACCAGAAAAUUCAUACUUCAGAGAAGCUUACUGCAUUAUAGAUGGCAUGAUGUCAAGGACUUUUAAGAUAUCUCUCAGUUCUGAGAGGUACAGAAUAUAAUAGUAUCCUGCACAAGAGUAGUGGCUUGGUUAAUUUUAGCUGAUUGUUUCAAAUGUGGAAAAUCCUUCACUCAGCUCCAACCUCAUUAGCGAAAGGAUCUUUGGAGACAGAUAAAACAUUUUGUUGAUAUAUUUUGUUUUUACAUUCCAUAUAUUUACAGAUUAUACCUACUUUGUGAGAAAUUUCUUUUAACAAAGUAAAAUAGUUAAGUAAAAUUAACGAUAGUGACCUCAACUGAAAAUUUAUGCAACAUUUAUAUCUGUAACAUUCUUCCACCUCUUUAAAAAAAAAAAGAACAGAAAUAGGUUUUCACUCCCUCCUAUCCCCAACCCCAUUGAAAAAAUAAAAAAGGAAAAAAAAAUAAAUUUCUUGUAACAAAUAUGCAUAGUUUAAUAAAACGUAUCACCCCAAUGGCUAUA
Molecule: messenger RNA, 3343 nt
Organism: Phascolarctos cinereus (koala)
Lineage: Eukaryota; Metazoa; Chordata; Mammalia; Diprotodontia; Phascolarctidae
Source: RefSeq, a predicted model, not a curated record